AUGAUAGCAAAAAAGUUUAAACCUGAUAAUACUUUGGUGGUGAAUACACAAAAUUUAUUGCUGUGUAAUACUGAAAAACAAGUACAAUAUGAACGGCAUCGAUUUCUCGAGAAUACGUUAGUUAUUUGGUUAAUAUCAAAUGAUAACGAUUUAGUAAUUGAUCGUCCAUGUUGUUUACGUCAAUUUUCUUCUACUCUUAGUUCCGUUCAUACCUUUACAAAUUCAGAUGAAUGUGUUGAUUUUCUCACUGAUAGAGAAAAUGAGAAGAUCUUUUUGAUUGUACAAAACACUGUUGGUGAACAUCUAAUACCACUAAUUCAUGAAAAUUGCCAACUUAAUUCCAUUUAUAUUCUAUGUUCUUCACAAUUGCAACGUACCGAAUGGAUCAACAAAUGGAAGAAGAUAAAAGGAACCUUCGAGAAAAUUAGUAAAGUCAGUGACUCAAUCCAUCAUGAUAUCGGACGUUGUGAAAAUGAAUUAUUUCCAAUUAGUAUUUUUCCAGCAACCAAUAUUUCAACAAAUGAAUUAAAUGAUUUAGAUUCAUCAUUUAUGUACACACAAUUGCUCCAAGAAAUCGUUCUUGAUGUAACACAUGAAAAAUGUGCAACAAAAGAAUUGAUUGACUUUUAUUAUCACAAUUACUCUGGUAACAAUAGCGUGAUAGAGUCCAUUCGCAAAUUUGAAUCCGAAUAUGAGCAACAUUCACCAAUCUGGUGGUACACAAAAGAGUACUUUAUCUAUUCUGUACUCAAUCGAGCUUUGCGAUUACAAGAUGCAGAAGUGAUUAUUAAAAUGGGUUUUUUUAUGCGAGAUCUUCAUCAACAAAUGAAAGAUCUUUAUGAUAAAUCUGUUAAAGAUAAUAACCAACAAACUCUAUAUCGUGGUCAGGGCAUAUGUAACCUUGAAUUCAAAAAACUUAAACAAAAUAUCGGUGGUCUGUUAUCAUUUAAUAGUUUUUUAUCGACGAGCACUAAUGAACAAGUGUCGUUAUUCUAUGCUGAUUCUUGCCGACAAGAUGUAUCAAUGACUGCUAUUCUCUUUCGACUACAUAUUGAUCCUAAAAUAUCAUCAACGCCAUUUGCUUCGUUGAAAAAUAUCAGUUUCCAUCAAUCGGAAGAAGAAGUACUAUUUUCGAUGCAUACAGUUUUUCGGAUUGGAAAUAUGAAACAAAUUGAAGAUCGAUUUUGGGAAGUGGACUUGCAGCUAACUGAUGACAGAGAUGAGAAAUUAAUACAUCUUACCAAUUACAUUCGAAAUGAUCUGCAAGGAAUAAGUGGUUGGGAUCGAUUAGGUAAUUUGAUGAUUAAAAUUGGUAAAUUCGAUAAAGCUGAAGAAUUUUAUGAGAAAUUACUUGAUAUCACGCUUAUUGACGAUUUGAAAAAUUUAGCUCGCGUCUAUUGUCAACUCGGAUCUAUCAAGAAAUUCAAAGGAAAUCAAACUGAAGCCCUUUCAUAUUAUCGAAAUGCGCUUGAUAUUCGACAGAAAAAUGUUAGCUUAAUGGACGAUGAUUCAUAUUUAGCCGUUAUAUAUGGCAAUAUGGGUGAAGUUUAUCGUGAAAUGGGAGAUCAUUUAAAUGCACUUUCAUUCUAUGAAAAAGCUCUCGAAAUUCAACACAAAAUUUAUCCUUCUGAUCAUGUACAUUUAGCAACAACUUAUAACAACAUAGCGCUUGUGUACCGAUCAUUAAAUGAUCCAUUCAAAGCACUUUCAUAUUAUCAGAAGGCAUUAGCAAUCGAACAGAAAUUAAUGCCUUCAUUGCAUCCAUUACUAGCUACGACGAACAAUAAUAUUGCACAAGCAUAUCAAUAUAUGGGAGAUUAUACAGAGGCACUCGUAUUUUAUCAAAAAUCGCUUGAAAUUAUAAAAAAAUCACUUCCACCUGAUCAUCCAACGAUAGCAACUACGUACGAUAACAUCGGUACAUUAUAUCGAUAUAUGGGAGACUUUAAGAACGCACUUGAUUCUUCUCAGAAAGCACUAGAAAUUCAACUUAAACAACAUUUAUCGAAUGAUACAAAUUUAGCAAUAAUCUAUCAUAAUAUUGGUUACAUUCAUCUAGAGUUAGGAGAUAAUUCUCAAGCUCUAGUGUUCUUUCAAAAAACAUUUGAAAUUCAAAAAGAAUCUCUGAAUUUAAGCCAUGCUGCUUCGGCUAUUAUUUUGAAUAGUAUGGGUGAAGCGUAUUAUUGCAUGCAUAACUACAAAGAUGCCUUGGAAUUUUAUCAUAAGAGUAUCAAUACUUUGAACCAAUCAAUUUGUUUCAAUCAAUUAUUAUUUGCCACUAUCUAUAUUAAUAUUGGUACAGUGCACUUAGCAAUGUCAGAGUAUUCGAUUGCAUUAUCAUGUUUUCAAAAAGCACUUGAAAUCCGUGAAAAAUCUCUUCUUUCUGUUCAUCCUGAUUUGGCUACUAUCUACAGUCAUGUGGGUCUCGCUUAUAAUCUUCUGGAUGACCUACCAAAUGCACUUAUAUUCUGUCAAAAAGCAUUGGAAAUUCAACAAAAAAUUCUUUCUCCUGAUCAUCCAGACUUGGCUUCCACCUACAUCAAUAUCGGAUCAACGUAUCGAGCUAUGGAAAAUUACACAAAUGCCUUCUCGUUUUUCGAGAAAGCUUUGAAUAUACAACAGAAAACUCUUCCAUCAAAUCAUCGUUCCAUCGCCUCUACAUACAACAAUAUUGGUCAAACGCCUUUCUAUAGGAAUGAUCAAGAAAUUGCAUUAUCAUUUUUCCAAAAAACUCUCGACAUCUUCAAAGACUCAGCUGAUUCCAACGAUCCUUUGUUAGCAUCUACGUACAGUUUCAUCGCUGCAAUACGUAAAAGUACAAAUAAUCAUUUAGCUGCUAUGUUGUUUUAUGAAAAAGCACUUGCAAUCCAAGAAAGAAUACUAAAACCAAAUGAUAUUGCACUUGGAAUAGCUUGCAAUAAUAUUGGUACUGUAUAUGAUGCAAUGAAUAACUACUCAAGAGCUAUUUUGUUUUAUGAAAAAGCUCUGUUAAUUGAGCAGAAUUCCGUCGCACCGAGACAACUUUCAUUAGCAGUAACUUAUACUAACAUCGGUAAUGCACAUAUGUGCAUGAGGAACUAUUCAGCUGCUUUAUCGGCUUUUGAAAAAAGUCUUGACAUCCGAGAAAAAUAUUUUCCAAGCGAUCAUUCUAGCUUGGCUCUUGUGUACAAUAAUGUUGGUCAAGCACACGAAUCUCUGAAGAACUAUUCAACAGCUCUCUGUUUCUAUGAUAAAUCUCUCAAUCAGGAACAGAAAACUGUUCCAGUAGAUAAUGGAUCGCUCGCUUCUAUCUACAAAAAGAUCGGUCGGACGCAUUUCUCUAUGAAUGAUCAUGACAUGACAGUCUCGUCUGUCCGACAAGCUGUUAAAAUACUUGAAGGGUCAUCAAAUCUUGAUGAUUCGUUGUUAGCAUCUACGUACAAUCUCACCGCUGAAAUCUAUCAUGGAGUGAAUGAUUAUACCACUGCCAUUUCAUUUUAUGAGAAGACACUUAAAAUCGAACAAAGAAUACUCGAGCCAAAUGAUAAUGAACUUGGAAUAACCUACAAUAAUAUUGGUACUGUAUACGAUGCGAUGGGUGACUACUCGAAAGCGAUUUCGUUUUAUGAAAAGGCAUUAUCAAUUGAACAAAAUUCAUUGUCACCGAAUCAGCUUUCAUUAGCUACAACGUUUACUAGCAUGGGUGACACAUAUUACUCGAUGGAAGAUUAUUCUGCUGCUCUAUCUUCUUAUGAAAAAACUCUUGGAAUUCGAGAAAAAUAUUAUCCAACCGAUUAUCGAGGUUUAGCUCCUGUUUACAGCAAUCUCGGUCACGUUGCUGGUCGAACAUUUCAUGAUGUUAGUACCUUUGUUAACAUCAAAGUAUGGUCCCUAUUUAUGUUUCGAUACGAAGACGAUCUUGAAUCAUUUAUGAAUUGGUAA
Rotaria sp. Silwood1 is the source of this 3921-nucleotide messenger RNA. The record is from the annotation of a GenBank genome assembly. NCBI's taxonomy places the organism in Eukaryota, Metazoa, Rotifera, Eurotatoria, Philodinida, Philodinidae.